Messenger RNA from Aricia agestis (brown argus), 2792 nucleotides. It is a transcript of the gene mei-9, whose product is annotated as DNA repair endonuclease XPF. The transcript is spliced from 15 exons. Bases 61 to 2721 code for a protein of 886 amino acids. Gene Ontology annotation, molecular function: single-stranded DNA endonuclease activity; single-stranded DNA binding; damaged DNA binding. Gene Ontology annotation, cellular component: nucleotide-excision repair factor 1 complex. Gene Ontology annotation, biological process: double-strand break repair via homologous recombination; nucleotide-excision repair involved in interstrand cross-link repair; resolution of meiotic recombination intermediates. Lineage: Eukaryota; Metazoa; Arthropoda; Insecta; Lepidoptera; Lycaenidae. The record is from RefSeq and is a predicted model, not a curated record.
AUUUUUUGAUCACUCAAUGCUAUUUCAUAUAUUAAAACUCGUAUAGACUUCAAUAAUCAAAUGAAAAUGGAAGAAAUUGAAAAUGAAAACGCACUCUUAGAUGUCGAAACUAAAUUCCCUCUUUUACCAUUCGAAAAGCAAAUAUUUGUUGAUAUUUAUGAAAAAGACGCUCUGUUAAUAAUGGCCAAAGGCCUUAAUUAUAAUAUGAUUGUUUCAAAUCUACUUUGGCUUUAUAACAAUCCUACAAACUUAGUCAUAGUUUUAAACAGCAAUGAGCAUGAAGAAAAAUAUUUUUGUGAGAAAUUUAAGUUACCAACCCUGCCAAAUUCUGGGACUGAAAGGGCAAAAAGAUAUUUGGAUGGAGGUGUGUGUUUUGCUUCUACAAGAAUUUUUGUAGUAGAUUUCUUAAAAGAUAGAGUUCCAAUCUCUCAAAUAACUGGAAUAAUAGUGCUGAGGGCUCACACUGUUUUAGAAUCAUGUCAAGAAGCUUUUGUUUUAAGAUUAUACCGACAGAAAAAUAAGACUGGAUUUAUUAAAGCAUUUUCCAAUUCACCAAUUUCUUUCACAUUUGGUUAUCAUCAAGUUGAAAAAGUUAUGCGGGCACUCUUUAUUACUGAGCUAUUUCUAUGGCCGAGAUUCCAUGGCACUAUAAUAAAAAGUUUUAAAAGUAGACCAUCUGCAGAAGUAACAGAGAUACACAUACCCCUCAGUACAAAUAUGGGUAUUAUUCAGACCUGCCUUCUAGAUAUUAUGAACUACACUGUGAAACAAGUCAAAAGUAUCAAUAGGGGUUUGGAUAUGCAAGAAAUAACAACAGAGAAUUGCAUAACCAAGAAGUUCCACAAGAUUCUGCAGUCGCAACUGGACUGUGUGUGGCACCAACUGAGUACCAGGACUAAGGAAUACAUACAGGAUCUGAAAGUUUUGAGAUCUAUGAUCAUGUACUUAAUACACGACGAUUCUGUGUCAUUUUACUCUCUCGUCAGUCAAUACAGAACACCGGAGUAUGCUAAGAUUAACUCUGGAUGGAUACUUCUAGACGCCGCCGAACAGUUGUUUCGCACUAGCAAAACGAGAGUUUUCAACUCUAAAAAUGAAUUUGAUCCUGAGCCUGUACCAAAAUGGAAGCACCUGAUGGAUUUACUUCUGAACGAAAUACCAGAGAAAGCCAAGACAAAAAACAGUGGGUCUAUAAACAACACCAAAGUGUUAGUCUUGUGUCAGGACAAUAAGACUUGUUGCCAACUAAACAACUUACUAACUAUGGGCACCAACAAAUAUCUCUUCUACACAGCAUUCAGAAGAGAUAUAGCCAUCAAUAAUGUAGCUAAAAAGUUUUCAAAAUUGAAAAAUGUAAUAAAGAAAGAGGAGAAGUCGAAAGAAAGUGAAAGUAAAAUAAAUGAGUUGGAUGACGACGAGGAAUUGGAUGAUCUAAAUAAGACGAAUUAUGUGCUGACCUUAACACAGAUGGUUGACGACUCUAAGAUGUCUGAUGAAAGUAUAUUUGAGCCAAUGACACAGAUGGAAAACUUAGAUCUAACCCAGCUAGAGAAUGAAAAGCCGAUUGUCUGUAUACAAACAUUCAAGCAAAACGGCAACUAUUUCUCAUUGGAGCAGACGUUGGAGGGCUUGAGACCGGAGUAUAUAAUAAUGUACCACAGUGACAUAGCCGCUGUAAGACAGAUAGAGUUGUUCCAGUGUCGGAAGAAACCCGACGAACCGGUAACCAGUGUAUACUUUCUGAUGUACGAUAAAACUGUUGAGGAACAAGCAUAUUUGACCGCAUUGAAACGGGAAAAACAGGCAUUUGAGCUGCUUAUUCAAGCAAAGAGCGUGAUGGUGAUACCGUCAUAUCAAGACGGGAAGACAGAUGAAUAUUUCGAUAUGAAUGUUGAGGAAGUGGAUACUAAUGCUGACACGAGGAAAGCAGGUGGUCAGAAUCAACAAAAAGAGAAGCCUUUAGUGAUAGUGGAUAUGCGCGAGUUCCGCUCCGACCUGCCCGCGCUACUACACAAGAAGGGGAUCAACAUAGAGCCAGUUGUAAUCACCAUCGGUGACUACAUCCUGACGCCGGACAUCUGCGUGGAGCGCAAGUCCAUCUCCGAUCUGAUCGGCUCCCUCAACUCCGGCCGCCUGUUCACGCAGGCCACGCACAUGUGCCGCGCCUACGCCAGACCGAUUCUGCUCAUAGAGUUCGACCAGAACAAGCCCUUCAACCUGCAGGGCAGCCUGGUGGUAUCGAGCGAUAUUUCCGGCAUAGAAAUCCAGAAGAAGCUGCAACUGCUCACGAUACACUUCCCGCGACUGAAGCUAGUGUGGUCGCCGAGCCCCUACGCCACGGCUGAAUUGUUUUAUGAACUCAAACAAGGCAGGAAGAACCCAACGGCGGAGGAGGCGAUGUCGUUAGGCGGUGACUUCACUUCAGACGACAUUAACUACGAGCGAUACAACGUUCUAGUACACGACUUCGUACAGAAGCUCCCCGGUAUCACAACUAAGAACAUCACUAGGAUCAUGAGUAGAGGUGUAUCGCUGGAUCAUUUGGUCACCUUGUCUAAGGAACAAUUAGCAGAAAUAAUCGAAAAUAAGAAUGAAGCUGAAGCAUUAUACUCAAUAUUACACGUUAAAUCCAAGCCCAGCGAGAGCGACAAAAAGGGACAAAAAGGUUUGCCCUUCAAAAAGAGAUUUGCAGGACUGCCGUCGAAAAAAACAAAACAAUAAGUAGGAAAUUAUUUAUGGUAAGGCAUGUACAGUAAGUUAUUAAAAUAAUCUAGUAGGUAAAAAAUAAUGUG